Molecule: messenger RNA, 2786 nt
Organism: Cryptomeria japonica (Japanese cedar)
Lineage: Eukaryota; Viridiplantae; Streptophyta; Pinopsida; Cupressales; Cupressaceae
Product: pentatricopeptide repeat-containing protein At3g24000, mitochondrial
Exons: 1
Coding region: 1-2502 (833 amino acids)
Biological process (GO): RNA modification
Molecular function (GO): protein binding; zinc ion binding; RNA binding
Source: RefSeq, a predicted model, not a curated record
AUGGGAAUGGUGUUUCCUCCACCUCUGCACUCUCAAAUCUACUCUCCACGUCAUAAAUUUUCAGGCACUAUCAUAUCACAAACACACAGACAAGGCUCUAUUACUCUCCCAGGUGUCUAUAAUGCUAUUGCAGAAAAUGGAAAGCUGGGGUUUUCUGUUAACAGUGAAGACUAUUCAUACUUUCAUCUCUUGCAGGUCUACCCAACUAUGAGAUCCAUACAAAACCCAAGAGAAGCACAUGCCCACAUUAUCAAAAAGGGAUUAGAGCCAGGUUUGUCUUUGUCUAAUCACCUUCUUUAUUGGUACAUCAAAUCUGGGGAAUUAGAUGAUGCACGCCAACUGUUCGACAAAAUGUCUAAACGGAAUAUCAGCUCAUGGGGACACAUAAUUGCUGGUUAUGCUCAAAAUAGGUGCAGUUUCGAAGCAUUGGAACUGUUUCUGUUACUGCAAAGACACAAAAGUGAACUGGAUGAGUUUGUUAUUACUAGUGCCGUUCAAGCAUGCAGUGGUCUGGAUGAUUCUGAGCAGGGUAUGCAAAUGCAUGCGCAUGUUAUAAAAUCUAGGCUGGACUGUGGUGUUGGUAUAGGAACGGCCUUGCUUACUAUGUAUUUGAAGUUCGGUAAUAUAGAUGCAGCGCGCAAAGUGUUUGACAGAAUGAGGAAUCCAAAUAUUGUCUCUUGGACAGCUAUGAUUACAGGGUAUGCCAAGAAUCAACGAGGCGAAGAGGCCCUACAAUUAUUUUCUGCAAUGCGAAGUUCACUAUUGAAACCAAACCACUUCACUUUUGCAAGUGUGCUCAGCGUGCUUACUGCCCUUGGAGUUUUAGAAGAGGGGAAAGGAGUCCAUGCCUGUGCCAUUAAAACAGGAUUUGAGAUCGAUGUGAGUGUAGGCAGUGCCCUCCUUACCAUGUAUAUAAACUGUGGGAAUAUGGAAGAUGCAUUCAAAAUGUUUGAGGGCAUGCCUAUACGAAAUGUUGUCUCCUGGACUGCUAUGAUUGGUGGUUAUGCACAGAAUGGAUGUGGUGAGGAGGCAUUGAAACUCUUUAGCUCUAUGAUACGAACAAGAGUAAAACCUAAUGAGUUCACCCUCUCUUGUGUGCUUAGUGCUUGCUUAACCCAAGCAGCUCUGGGACAUGGUAAAGAGGUACAUGCCCAAAUUCUUAGAAAUGGAUUUGAUUCAAACCUAAUUAUUGGUAGUGCUCUCAUUACAAUGUACUCCAGCUGUGGUCUUACCGAUUAUGCAGAGUCAGUCUUUGAGAGAAUGACUGAACUAAAUAUAGUGGCAUGGACUGCUAUGCUUACAGGAUAUGUCCAAAACUGCCGAUACGAGGAAGCUCUGAAACAUUUUGUUAACAUGCGACAAGAAGGCUUGAAACCAAACCAAGUCACCUUUGCAAGUGUUCUCAGUGCAUGUGCAAGCCUUGCGAGUUUGGCACAAGGGAAGCAACUUCAUGGUUCUAUUGUCAAAACUGAAUUCAUGUCAGAUGUUUCCGUAGCAAAUGCUCUUGUUACUAUGUAUGCCAAAUGCGGAAGCAUAGAGGAUGCGCAUGAUGUUUUCAAUGAAAUGCCUUAUCGAGAUCUUAUUUCAUGGAAUGCAAUAAUUGCAGGAUAUGCACAACAUGGAAAUGGUAGAAAAUCCCUUCAACUAUUUGAGCAACUGCAGCAAAUAGGCAUUAGGCCAGAUCUUAUCACCUUUGUGUGUGUGCUUUCUGCCUGUUCAAAUGUUGGUCUCGUGGAUGAAGGUCGCUACUACUUUGGUUCCAUGACUCGAGAACAUGGUAUAAUUCCAUGUCUCGAACACUAUACCUGCAUGGUAGAUCUUCUUGCCCGCGCAGGGCUCCUGGAUGAGGCAGAGCAAGUAAUUGAUAAAAUGCCAUUAAAACCUGAUGUUAAAGUGUGGCGGACCGUGCUCAGUUCCUCCAGAAUGCAUGGUGACAUGAAGCUAACAGAGCAUGCUGCUGAAUGUAUUCUUAAAUUGGAACCAAAAAAUGCUUCAACAUAUGUGCUCUUGUCAAAUAUAUAUGCUGCAACUGAGAGGUGGGAUUCUGUGGAAAAGAUUACGAAAAUUAUGAAAGAUAGGGGCGCUGAAAAGGAACCAGGAUGUAGCUGGAUAGAGGUUCAGAACAAUGUACAUACGUUUGCUUCCAGCGAUAGAUCACACCCUCAAGCAGAGAAUAUCUAUGCAAAAAUGGAUGAAUUAUCAUGGAAAAUACAAGAGGAAGGUUAUGUUCCCUAUACAGAAUUGGUGUUAAAUGAUGUACAGGAACAGCAAGAAGAUCAAGUAGUUUGCUACCACAGCGAGAGGCUGGCCAUUGCAUUUGGGCUUAUAAACACCUCUUCUGAAAUGCCUAUUCGAGUUUUCAAGAAUCUCCGUAUUUGUGGUGAUUGCCAUACUUCCACCAAGUUCAUAUCAAAGAUUGUUGGUCGAGAAAUUAUUGUGAGGGACACGAAUCAAUUCCAUCAUUUUCAGAGUGGGUUAUGCUCAUGUGGAGAUUAUUGGUGAUUUGUACUACAGAAUGUCUGUGAGGAUAGGCAAGAACUCUAUGUUGGCAUAGUUUUUCGUCAUAACAUGGAAAAAACAAUAGUUGGCGCAAGACAGAAUAGGGAAAACAUAAACAGUAGGUAUUUCUCUUCAAUGGUCCUUGGUUUAGGGAUUGAGCCUUUCUUAUAACAAAACAAGUUUAAGAUUAGAAUAUGUAUGCGUUGCAGAACCCUAAGCUUUGCCCCUCGAUUCCUUCCGCUGUAUCUCAUUUAUGACAGCAAUAAGAAACUCUGUAAAUCUUACUC